GAGGAGAAAUGAAAGUGACCGUUUUUUCCAAUUCAGCCCAAAGCUUUAAGCGCUUAUCUAUUUGGAGCAGGCAUUUCAAACUCUAUCAUUUCAUAUUCUACAAUAGCCAUUAAAUAUAAGGCUUGUCACCUCUUUUUUUAGGAGUUCCUCCAUUUUCAAGUUGCUGCCACCUUCGAUAUGAACCCUCAUCCAGUGGUCGUGACUCAGCCACAGGUUGUGGUUGUUCAGCAGCAGCGCAACCAUUGGCAGACUGGAUUGUGUGACUGUUGUUCCGACUGCGGCGUCUUAUGUUGUGGAAUGUUUUGCUAUAUCUGUUUGGGAUGCCAAGUGGCUGCAGACAUGAAUGAAUGCUGCCUCUGUGGCACAAGUAUGGCAUUGAGGUCUGUCUACAGGACAAGAUACGGGAUCCCGGGAUCCCUCUGUGAUGACUUCUGUACCGUGCUGUGUUGCCCUGUUUGUUCCCUUUGCCAAAUCAAGAGGGACAUCAAUAGGAGGAGAGAACUCGGAAUCUUCUAGGAAGGUUGAUGUACCUGUCCUGAAGUUACAUGAUUUAACAUUCUGAUAACAAAAAAAAUUCUUAGCUUGUAUUAGUAGUUUCUAAGCAGUGUUUGUUUAUGACUGGAGAAGUAUGUGCUCUGCUCAUACAGCUUCUUUAAUAAUGUUCUUUUAUACAGGAAACCUUAUCUAUAAAAUUAACCUUUCAUAUGUCGUUGGCAAUGUUUCUUGAGACUGAGGUGCAUUGUGCUUCUAAUAAACCUCUAUUCUG
Molecule: messenger RNA, 766 nt
Organism: Anolis sagrei ordinatus
Lineage: Eukaryota; Metazoa; Chordata; Lepidosauria; Squamata; Anolidae
Gene: PLAC8
Product: placenta associated 8
Biological process (GO): positive regulation of transcription by RNA polymerase II
Source: RefSeq, a predicted model, not a curated record